UUCAAUUUAAUUUCUAAUAAUUUCUUGCUGCCUAGCGACCAGCGUUUGAGUGUCCAAAAGAAGCCCACAUAGCCAUUGUUGGAGAUAAACUGAUAAAACUGCAGGUGAAAAACUGAAAAGAAGGGUUGAAAAGGAAAAGAAAAACACAUCCAGAGUAGAAAGAGAAUCAAACAUGGCGACCUUCUGCUUCAGCCCGGGCAGAAGCACAGCAGUCGUGGCGCUCGCAAGAGAAACUGGUAAACAGAAAAGCAGCAGCAAUAGCAUCGAGCGAGUUGACUUGACGGAAAAAGUGAAGAAUUCGCGGGUUCUGAUACUCGGCGGAACCGGAAGAGUCGGAGGCUCUACCGCCCUUUCCCUGUCCAGAUUCUGCCCCGAUCUUCGGAUCGUCAUUGGUGGUCGGAACAGGGAUAAAGGUGCUGCAAUGGUGAACAAAUUAGGCAACAAUUCUGAAUUCUCAGAAGUCGACAUCAACGACAGUAAAUCACUGGAAGCAGCUCUAAAGGAUGUGGAUCUCGUGGUUCAUACUGCUGGGCCGUUUCAGCAGGCCAAUGAGUGCAACGUUCUUGAAGCCGCUAUCCAGAACAAGACAGCGUACCUCGAUGUCUGUGAUGAUACAACUUUUGCAAUGCGUGCAAAAUCGUACAUGAAGAAGGCAAUGGAUGCAAAUGUUCCAGCUAUAACAACUGGAGGAAUCUAUCCUGGAGUGAGCAACGUGAUGGCAGCAGAGCUGGUUCGUGCAGCUAAAAGUGAAGGCAAAGGUGAACCAAAGAGGCUGAGGUUCUAUUAUUACACUGCUGGCUCAGGUGGUGCUGGCCCAACAAUAUUAUCAACUAGCUUUUUACUUCUUGGAGAGGAAGUCAUUGCAUAUAGUCAAGGAGAGAAAAUUAAGCUGAAACCUUAUAGUGGAAUGCUCAGCAUUGAUUUUGGAGAAGGAAUUGGGAAAAGGGAUGUUUUCCUCUUGAAUUUGCCUGAGGUGAGGAGCAUCCAUGAGGUCCUAGGAAUCCCAACUGUCAGUGCACGGUUUGGAACUUCACCUUUUUUUUGGAACUGGGGAAUGGCAGCCAUGACAUAUUUGUUUCCAGCUGAAACCCUGAGAGAUAGAAGUAAAGUUCAACAAUUAGUUGAAUUGUUCGACCCGUUAGUUAGGGCAGUUGAUGGAUUUGCUGGAGAGAAGGUGUCAAUGAGGGUCGAUUUGGAUUUUUCAGAUGGGCGGUCCAGGGUAGGAAUAUUCAGCCACAAAAAACUAUCUGUUUCGGUUGGAAUUUCAACGGCUGCAUUUGCUUUGGCCAUUUUGGAAGGAAACACACAGCCUGGAGUUUGGUUCCCAGAGGAGACCCAAGGUAUUGCGGUCGACGCAAGAGAAACUCUUCUUGGCCGUGCAGCCCAAGGAACAUUCAAUUUCGUCAUGAAUAGAGCUCCAUGGAUGGUCGAGACGAAUCCAAAAGAGAUAGGUUUCGGAAUAUACGAUUACUGAAAUUAGUUUUGUCGCAAGACUCAAACCGGAGCAUGUUCAGCAAACGAUUACAACUAAGUCGAGCUGAACAAGGAUUUUUUACGUGGAAUUCUGAACUCAAGCCCACAAAAGCGCUUAGGGCAACUCGACAUUUUGUUCAUUUAUUAAACCGUUAUAUGUAAAAAAAAAAAAAAAAGAAAAAGAAACGGCCGUAUAAACGGACCUACUGCAACUCACACGCACCUGAAGAGAUUCAAAUACCACUAGGCUUAGAUUUCAUGUACAAUAAUGAUUAUGUCUAUUGGGUCAUUCUACUAUUAGGUACAUGUCUUGUACAUACAUGGCAAUAGGUACUCCUUUAAAUUUUGACACGCGUUCUUUUACCUAACUAAAUAAUUUAAAAAACGCGGUUUAUCUAAUUACCUAGCUGGUCUGGCAUAAUGGUGUUAAAGGUAAGUUUUCAGUUAAAUUUGUUUACAACUUGUUUAUUCAGCAUGAAAAGAGGAUUCUAGACAAGCCUGAGCAGAAGAGCUGUCUGUGGCUGUUUGUUUUGAGCAGAAGAGCUGAACUCUUCAUUGUUUCCUUUUAAUUUUGCUGUAUGGUGUUGUUUCUUGGUUGUUUGUUGCCACAAUUUUGUUAGGCCUUUGUUGUGUUUUCUUGUGUUGGUGUUCCAACUGGUAGUAAGUGUAAUUCCAGUUUGGUCUUUGUACUACAGAUUCUUUU
Molecule: messenger RNA, 2176 nt
Organism: Striga asiatica
Lineage: Eukaryota; Viridiplantae; Streptophyta; Magnoliopsida; Lamiales; Orobanchaceae
Source: the annotation of a GenBank genome assembly